AUGUAGUCGAUUAUUACUCAAUGUCAAGAUUUAGAUGAGGAGUAUAGAUAGCUCGUUUAUGUAGUAAAUAACAUGUUGGACAAUCUGAGUAUAGUAAGUCUUGAGUUUGUCAAUUCAAAAUUAGAAGUUUUAGAAAAAUACUCAAACACUCUGAAGUCAAGUUAAAUUGAUGCUAGAAUCCAUAGAAACUCGUAAAUGAAGAACUUAAUCGAAUACAUUAAAAUGCAUACGAAAUCACAGGUGAAAUCCCUUGCAUAAUCUCCCCCAGCAAAGAUGGCACAUCAUCGUCCAAAAUAUUCAUUUAAUGAGAAGGCUUUUUCAAGCAUGCUUUAUCGUAGUAUAAAUCAGGUGACUCAACAAAAAACUCAAUAUAACGAUGAACUUGACUAGUCUGAAUAGAAGCCCACACUUAAAUAAAAAAACUUAAAUAUUUUAUAAAAUUUAAUUGGGAAAUAAAAGUUUGAUUAAAAGAGGGGGAGUGAAGAUAUGUUCAAUUUACUAUAAAAAUGCAUGCAACUAAUUUCUUAGAAGUAGGAGUUUUAUGAGGAGUAUGAAAAUUUGUAAAAGGAAUAUAAAGAAAUAGUUAAGAGCAACCAGAGUUUGUAAUACAAAGUGAAUCUUAAUUAAAAAUCAUCAAAAUUGAAGGAGAAUUUAUAUUAAUUAAUGGGGAGUCAUUAAUAAUUUAAAUCAUACCUCAAUUCAGUUAUUUGA
This is a messenger RNA of Paramecium octaurelia, 711 nucleotides long. Lineage: Eukaryota; Ciliophora; Oligohymenophorea; Peniculida; Parameciidae. The record is from the annotation of a GenBank genome assembly.